Sitodiplosis mosellana (orange wheat blossom midge) is the source of this 2676-nucleotide messenger RNA. RefSeq names its product ER degradation-enhancing alpha-mannosidase-like protein 2 (gene Edem1). Lineage: Eukaryota; Metazoa; Arthropoda; Insecta; Diptera; Cecidomyiidae. Gene Ontology annotation, biological process: mannose trimming involved in glycoprotein ERAD pathway; endoplasmic reticulum mannose trimming; carbohydrate metabolic process. The coding region runs from base 470 to 2623 and encodes 717 amino acids. Gene Ontology annotation, cellular component: endoplasmic reticulum; membrane. The record is from RefSeq and is a predicted model, not a curated record. Gene Ontology annotation, molecular function: mannosyl-oligosaccharide 1,2-alpha-mannosidase activity; calcium ion binding. The transcript has 12 exons.
GUUGACGAACCAUCGAAUAUGCGUUAGCGAUACGCGCGCUCCGAACCGUUGUACUUUAAAAUAAGUAUCGGUCGAUGAAUUAAUCCAAAUUCAACAUUAGAAUUUUGAUUUUACCUGUCUUCUUCGCCGUCUUCUGCAUCUUCUUAUGUACCCAUUAUGUGCGAGACCAUGUUCAUUGGACAGCAUGCAGCCGUGCGAUUGUGGCCGUGUGUGCAAAGAAAAUGAAACCAAAACAAACGGUUGACGUUUUGACGUUGACAUUUACAUCGUAUGUGGCUCGUCGAGUGCAAGAAAAACAAAUACCCUAGUAUAGUCAAAUUCAUUAUGAUGGAAAUUUAUUAACAAUUAAAACGGAUUUUUAAGUGCCGGUUUUUUGCGUUUUUAUUGUUUUUUUUUUCAUUUCUUUAUUAUUAUUUUAUUUAAUUGCGUUCCAAAACAAAAACAAAAACACACGAGACAAUAGCAUUUGAUGAUGUGGCUCCAUUUGAAUUCCUAUCAAUUUCAUAGAAUAGUCUUAUUUAUUUUUGCAAUAUUCAAUACUCUAAAGCCAAACUAUUGCCUAAGGAAAUAUUCACGUGCAGAUGUGUUUAAAUUAAGGGAGGAAGUUCGUGAAAUGUUCCAGCAUGCAUAUAAUGGUUAUUUAAAUCAUGCGGCUGACUAUGAUGAAUUGAGACCAUUAACUUGCGACGGUGUAAACACAUGGGGCAGCUAUUCACUGACCUUGAUUGAUUCAUUAGACACAUUGGCUGUGAUGGGAAACUUUUCCGAAUUUCGACGUGUCGUGGAUAUUUUAAUUCAAAAGUCAAACUUUGACAGUGAUAUAAAUGUAUCGGUGUUUGAAACAAACAUUCGAAUCGUCGGAGGAUUGAUUGGUGCUCAUUUGAUGCAACAUCGGUCGGGUGUUACACUUGAACCGGGAUGGCCUUGCAAUGGACCAUUGUUGCGUAUGGCCGAAGAUGUGGCAAGACGUCUAUUGCCUGCAUUUGACACCAAAACUGGUAUGCCGUACGGGACAGUAAAUUUAAAGUAUGGUGUACCCGUCAAUGAAACAAGCGUAACGUGUACAGCUGGUGUGGGAACGUUUAUCGUGGAAUUUGGAGCGUUGAGUCGACUGACGGGUGAUCCAAUUUACGAGGAAGUGGCAAUGAAUGCCAUUUAUUCUCUAACGAAAUAUAUGUCAAACAUUGGCUUAUACGGUAAUCAUAUCGACGUACAAACUGGACGAUGGACAGGUGUUGACAGUGGAAUUGGUGCCGGUGUUGAUUCAUUCUUUGAGUAUUUAGUUAAAGGUGCAAUUAUGUUGAAUCGGCCAGAACUGAUGCAAAUGUUCAAAGAGGCAAAAGUUGGCAUCGAUAAGUAUCUCAGCAAGAAUGAUUGGCACAUUUGGGCGAGCAUGACAAAGGGCCUUGUCACCAUACCAGUUUUUCAAUCGCUAGAUGCGUACUGGCCAGGCGUACUUAGCAUGGUCGGAGACAUACCAAAUGCUAUGAAAUCCAUUUAUAAUUAUCAUUCCGUGUGGAAACAAUACGGGUUUCUUCCAGAAUUUUAUAACAUACCAAACAGUGAAGCUGGAGCGAACCGUGAAGGGUAUCCAUUGAGACCCGAAUUAAUCGAGUCUGUGAUGUACUUGUAUCGAGCAACGGGUGAUUCAUACCUCUUAGAAAUUGGCGAAGAUAUGCUUAGGAGUAUUCAACAUAGCGCAAAGACUUCAUGCGGUUUUGCUACGAUAAAAAAUGUGCGCGAUCAUCGCAAGGAGAAUCGAAUGGAAUCAUUUUUCUUGGCUGAAACGACAAAAUAUCUGUAUAUGUUGUUCGAUCCGGACAAUUUUCUCAACAAUGACGGCGGCAGUGGUACUGUAGUGCAGGUGCUAAAUGGUGAAUGUGUCAUUGAUGCAGGCGGCUAUAUAUUUAAUACUGAGGCGCAUCCAAUCGAUCCGGCUGCGCUAAGAUGUUGCCAUGAAACACCUUAUAAGGAGAUUCUUGCUGAAGAUUUUACCACUUCGCAUUAUCUGGGAGAAGUAUUUCGAGUGAAAAUUGAUGAAGAAAUAGAACCAGAUAAUACAAAUGACAUAUUGAACGAUGAUGCGGAAUUCGAUUUGAAGCAAGUGACCGAAUGGCUUGAAAGUGACGAAGAAAAGAGUGAGCUAUUGAAAUUUAUUGAUGAAAUCAAAGCGAUUUCAGAUAAAAAAUCGUCCCGGAAAAAUCCACUGCUGACAAAAUCAUCAAAUACGACCGAUGCGCAAAAGAACACAUCGUACGAUGAGCUAUUGCUGUUUGACGAGAUUCUAUCGGCUGAAAUCAACAAAAAUUCCACCAAUCCGAACAGCAACAUCAUCAAAGAUCGUAUCAAUAGGACAGGGAGAAUAAUAACGGAAAGUAAUCAACAAGCCCAAGCGCCGGAGUGGAAUUCACAACGACAAGAAUCAGACAAAAUUGACGAAGAACUAGUAUUACAUCCGGCUGAACAAGAAUCCACACCGAAAUCAUUCGAUCCACAACAUUUGAUCGAACGCAUUCGACGAACAAAUCAUCGAACACAUGUGACCUCAAACUAUGAACUGUUGUCCUGCAAAUCACAGUCAUUUCUACAACGUUUGGCUGUGCUCGGCGAAAUACUAACAUGAACAGUUCCUUGUAAUUUUGUAUAAAGAAAAAUUAAAGCAAAAAAAAAACAAAA